Molecule: messenger RNA, 3063 nt
Organism: Rhineura floridana
Lineage: Eukaryota; Metazoa; Chordata; Lepidosauria; Squamata; Rhineuridae
Gene: BBS1
Product: Bardet-Biedl syndrome 1
Exons: 17
Coding region: 66-1862 (598 amino acids)
Biological process (GO): non-motile cilium assembly; protein localization to cilium
Cellular component (GO): centrosome; BBSome; axoneme
Molecular function (GO): smoothened binding; patched binding
Source: RefSeq, a predicted model, not a curated record
UGCACCCAUUGGCGGCCAUGGGGUUUCCAUGGCAACGGAUUCCCCUGCCCGUCUGAGGUGCUCUCAUGGCGGCCGCAGCAGCGCUGUCUUCAUGUUCCUCUGGAGGCGAGGGGAUUCAAGCCAAUUCCAAAUGGCUGGACGCCCACUAUGACCCAGUGGCCAACCUGUACACGUAUUCCUCUUGCGUCACUCUGGCUGACCUGCAUGGUGAUGGAGACUAUAAGCUGGUGGUGGGCGACCUAGGCCCUACGGGACACGAGAUGAAGCUGAAGGUGUACCAUGGCAUGGAUCUUCUCAGCGAGAAUGUCCUGUUGGACUUGCCUUCCAGCGUGGCCGCCUUCCUGAUGGAGCGGCAUGAGCUGUGUGUGCCUGCCGUGGGGGUGGCUGCUGGGCCCUACAUCUACGUGUACAAGAAUAUGCGCCCCUACUUCCGUUAUGCAUUGCCCCCAUUGGAACUCAACUCCACAGAGAAAGAUGUCUGGGAACAGGCAAAGGAGGACAAGGUUGACCUUCUGUCGAUGAAGGAGACGCUAGAGAUGAUUCGGGGAAACGCGGACAGAGAAAAUGCAGAGCCGCCCUUGUCAGUGCAGUCCUUGAGGUUCCUGGGCCUUGACCCUCCUGAGAUGGAGUCCUUUGUGAACCAGUAUAAAAUGCAGCCACUCAAGCGGCAGUCGCUGAUAACCUGCAUGGCUACCCUGAAGAAGAGUGUCGCGGACGAGGGCUCCAUCAGCUGCCUGGUGCUUGGGACGGAGAACACUGACAUCAUCAUCUUGGACCCUGAGCCCUUCAACACGCUGGUGCAGACGAAGGUGCCCAGCGUGCCAGCCUUCAUGGACGUCACGGGGCAGUUCGACGUGGAAUACCGGCUCAUUGUGGCCUGCCGUAACGGAUGCAUCUACAUCCUCCGCAGGAACUCCAAGCGACACAAAUACUGCAUUGAGCUGAGCUCUCAAGCCGUGGGUUUGGUCUGGGUCCAAAAGAACAUUGUGGUGGCCUGUUCCGAUGAGACGCUGCAGAGCUAUACCCAGAAGGGGAAGAAGCUCUGGGUGGUCCCACUGCCAGCUCCCCCCAUCACUGUAAGCCUCAUGGAUGAGAAGUUCCAGAGCUUCCAGGCUGUGCUGGUGGCCUUGGCCAACAUGGAGGUGCACAUGUUCCAGGACAAGAACCUCAUGAAUGUCAUCCAAACACAGGACAUUGUCACCAGCAUCUGUUUUGGCCGCUACGGGCGGGAAGAUAACACCCUUGUCAUGACGACCAAAGGCGGGGGUCUGAUCAUCAAGAUCCUGAAACGCACUGCCACGUUUGACAAGGAGGACAAGGCUGCCGGAGCCCCUGUCGCCCAGAGCAUCAAACUCAGCGUGCCGAAGAAGACGAAGCUGUAUGUGGACCAGACACUGAGGGAGCGGGAGAGCGGAGUGGCCAUGCAUCGGGUGUUUCAGAUGGACCUGAGCCGCAUCCGCCUCACGGUGGCACGGGCCUAUGCCCGGGCACUGCAGUGCAACCUGUCGCCUAUCUCGGAGUCAGCGCAAGAACAGCUCAAGAUGAAUGCUGUGGUCCAGGGCAUGGGCCCCACCUUCAAGUUGACCCUUAACCUCCAGAAUAUGUCGGAUACCCGCGCAGUCGCCACUCUUCUCAUCAGCUUCCUGUAUGACGAAAAGCUGUACUCCAUAGAGCGUCCUUUCUUUAAGGCUCCUAUGUUGGUUCCGGGAUUGAAUUACCCUCUAGCAACCUUUGUCGAGUGUCUCAGCAGACAAGGGACCUCGGAUAUCAUUAAGGUCUUUGUGUUCCACGAGGGGGAGCAUGAGCCACUGCUGACAGCGCACAUCAACAUGCCUGUCAGCGAAGGCCUGGCAGCCGUGUGAACUACCUUCAGGGUUAGAGCAAGAGGAGGUUCAGCUGUAGUCUUGUCCCUGGGCUGCGUGCCUCAGCAAUAGCAUAGGGUUUGCCUUCAUCGGCUCUGUGACAGGCUUCUUGGAGAGGAAGCUGCCCUAGGAUAGCCAACCCCAUCUCUGCUGGACCGUGGUGAGUGGGGUUUCUCCAGGUGUUAAGGAAGAGCCCUCAUCCAGAGGCCCAGAUUAGAAAUUGCUUGCCUUCCAAGGCCAGGGCUGGACGGUUGGAGUAGCAAAUGAAGGCCAGUGGUCCAGGAGUCCAAUGCAUUUUAUUUGUAAAAUUUAUAUAUAUAACACCUUUGACUUUGGGGCAUGUUAGCUAGAGGGGGUGGCAGAAGAGGCCAACCUGAGUGAUCAGGGUGCUUGAACGCCUUUCCUGUGAGGGGAAGCUAAAAAUUUGUUGGGACUUUUUAGUUUAGAAAGAGGGGCGGGGAAGGAAUGUGACCGAGGCUGAUAUAAUGAUGCACAGGGUGGCGGGAGUAGACAGAGAGGAGUUUUCCUCCCUUUUGCAAUCCUGUCACGUGAAGUCAUCCAGCGAAGCCGAAGGACAAAAAAAUGUGGGUUUCUUUCGCUUUGGACCUAUUUUCUGGGUCCUUGGAUGCUCUGGACAAGGAGCAGGCCCACUUAACACCAGAACCAAAGUUUGGUUUCAGGAAGCCCUGACCAAUCCCUUCAUCUAGGGCAGCUUUCUCCAGCCGUGGGUGUCCCCCCACCACAGAUUUUUUUGCAUCUACCAUCAUCCCUGACCGUUGCCUAACCUGGCUGAGAAUGAUGAGUGUUUUAGUCCGGCAACAUCUGGGGACCCAGAGCCAAAGAACACGAGGCCAGAGAAGCUCAACAGCUUCUGCUGGCCAAGCAUCCUUGAACAGAGAGGGGUCUUGCUUCCCACCAUACAGUCUUAAAGAUAAGCUGGAACGCAGGAACGGGGCCCUACAUUUUCCUUGCAGUUGGGCUUUUUGGCAGACACUUCUCUGCUCACAGCACUUGAGGGACUCCUAGAUGCAAGAAUCCUCGUUUCCUCCCCUAUUCUAAAGAAAUAAGAAAAGGAGAGAAUGUAUCUGAAGGUGUCUUGUCUUGGCUGGAACAACACAGAUUUUUUUGUCUGGUUGGGAUGAGGCUGAAAAGAAACUCAACACAACUCGGCUAAUAAAAUAUUAAGCUGCAGGUGAAUGGU